Rhinolophus ferrumequinum (greater horseshoe bat) is the source of this 2046-nucleotide messenger RNA. It is a transcript of the gene IMPACT, whose product is annotated as impact RWD domain protein. The coding region runs from base 206 to 1345 and encodes 379 amino acids. The record is from RefSeq and is a predicted model, not a curated record. Gene Ontology annotation, molecular function: protein binding. Gene Ontology annotation, biological process: regulation of translational initiation. The transcript is spliced from 11 exons. Gene Ontology annotation, cellular component: cytoplasm. NCBI's taxonomy places the organism in Eukaryota, Metazoa, Chordata, Mammalia, Chiroptera, Rhinolophidae.
AGGGUCGGCUAGGCCUCGCCUCGCCGCCCAGGGCCUCCUCCGCCGAGGGGCCCUCCACUCGGGGGCGCCCCAGGUCCCACCUGCACCGCCCGGGCCGCUAGCCGUGCCGUAUGCUCUCCCGCGUUCCAUUUUCUCGGUGCUUUUUCUCGGCCGAGCACUCUCAUGCCGGCCUCCCCCGGGCCUCGGCGGGCUGGGCCUGCCUCGGAUGGUGUCAUCGUCAAACCAUCAGCACGUGACUGAGCAGCUCCGGGCCGGAGACAGAAACCCGGGUUCUGCUCCUCGCCCAGUCUCCGCCGGGUCACCUUGGACAAGCCACUUAGGAGCCCCGGUUUCUGCCUUUGCAAAACGGGCAAUACUAACACAGAUCCUGGAGUUCUUCGAGGACCCACUGAUUCUUACUCCUCUUGGUAUUGAGCUUUCCUCUAAUGAGGAAAUUGAAGCAAUGGCAGCUAUAUAUGGCGAGGAAUGGUGUGUCAUCGAUGACUGUGCCAAAAUAUUUUGUAUUAGAAUUAGCGACGAUAUAGAUGACCCCAAAUGGACACUUUGCUUGCAGGUGAUGCUACCAAAUGAAUACCCAGGUACAGCUCCACCUAUCUAUCAACUGAAUGCUCCUUGGCUUACAGGGCAAGAACGUGCGGAUUUAUCGAAUAGCCUUGAGGAAAUAUAUAUAGAGAAUAUUGGUGAAAGUAUUCUUUACCUCUGGGUGGAGAAAAUAAGAGAUGUUCUAAUACAGAAAUCUCAGAUGACAGAACCAGGCCCAGACAUAAAGAAGAAAACUGAAGAGGAAGAUGUUGAAUGUGACGAGGAUAUUAUUUUAGCCUGUCAACCAGAAAAUCCAGUUAAAGCAUUACAUUUUGAUAUCAGUAAAAAUCGAACAGAAAUAGAAGAAUUACCUCCGAUUGACCAUGGCAUCCCUAUUACCGACCGAAGAAGUACUUUCCAGGCACACUUGGCUCCGGUAGUUUGUCCCAAACAGGUGAAAAUGGUUCUUGCCAAAUUGUAUGAGAAUAAGAAAAUAGCUAGUGCCACCCACAACAUUUAUGCAUACCGAAUAUAUUGUGAGGAUAAACAGACCUUCUUACAGGAUUGUGAAGAUGAUGGGGAAACAGCCGCUGGUGGGCGUCUUCUCCAUCUCAUGGAGAUUUUGAAUGUGAGAAAUGUCAUGGUGGUAGUAUCACGCUGGUAUGGAGGGAUUCUGCUAGGACCAGAUCGCUUCAAACAUAUCAACAACUGUGCCAGAAACAUACUAGUGGAGAAGAACUACACAAAUUCACCGGAGGAAUCAUCUAAGGCUUUGGGAAAGAAUAAAAAAGUAAGAAAGGACAAGAAGAGGAGUGAACAUUAAUACCUGAAACUGUAUGAAAGGUUAAUUUGCUUAUAAUUAUAUACAAAUUCCACAGUCAUUAAAGAAUAUAUUGUGCAGAGAGGGAAUCCUGGACUGCUCAGGUCAGCCAAUUCAUCGUGGACACCAACAUUAUCUUUUCUUCUUUGGUUAUAUCAUCUGCUAAAAAUAGAGAACUUGUGAUAUAUUCAUGUGUGUUUCAAGGCAGAUUCAGAAGGAUUAAUUUGAACUUAAUCACCACUUCACCUAAUUUUUGGAAGGUAACAGUUGCCCAGGGCAGUACCUGAAUUAACUGUCCAUUUCAGUACAUGUCAAGUGCCUUUGUUAGGUGAGGAAGAUAUGUCUCUGGAGGAAUAUAAAUACCUGAUUUCUUGUCAUCGGGAUUCUCAUUUUGUUAAAUGAAUAUUGCCUUUUACUGCUCUUUAUGGCUUAUUGAAACCGGAGCUCACCGAAGAUUGAUCUUAGAGAGUUUCUUCUUGUGAUUUUAGUUCAUAAGUAUGUCACCUUUCAUUUUAUAGUGUUCAUCAUUGAGUAAUGGAUUGAUUAAGUGAAAAUCCAGGAGUAUCCAUCUGCAGUUAUGUGCUGAAGUAAUUCAUCUAACAUUUGGUCACAUAAGUGUUAUGCCUCAAUUUCGCACAUUGGUGAUUGUGAAAUUUCAGAAAGUGAUUUUCUAGCCUCUACCUUUUUUGUUUAAUUCUUGUGAU